CUAACUGAGUAGAUCCAGAAAACAAACAAGGUGAAUCCGGCCGUGUCGUCAGCGCAGCAGGUUAGAUUAGAGCGACAAGCAAUCUAAUCGGCCCAAUAAUUCCCACGUGUAUCUGAAUGCACUAACGAUUUUAGACAUCAAUUGACCUCAAUCGGCUCAGAAACAUGCACACAGCUGUCACUGUAUUUCGGUGGACUUCGGCUUAACUCGUUAUCAGCAAAGCAAUCGAACAAUAAAGAACAUAUCGCAGACAUCCCUAAUCGUAGCCGAACUGCUGCAUUAUUGUAGCACACAUCAGCUCAUUCUGCAGCGUCCGGUGAUUAAACCCGGUUCAGUGUACUCAGUUUUAGUAGCCAUCAUGCUGCAGCUGGAAGUGAGCGAUAUUCUCUACACACUAGUGGCACUGUUGAUUGUUUUCCUCGGAUGGCGAAAGCAUAACUACUGGAACCGGGUCGGUGUGCCGUACAUUCUUGAAAUCCCCGUCAUCGGCAACUUCAGUACGAUCUUCCUGCAGCGACAUUCCAGCUUUGAGUACAUCCAGCACAUCUACCAUCAUGCCCGUACGCGGGCAAGUGAUUUUUUCGGCGUCAACAUCUUCACCCGUCCGGCGCUGGUGAUACGAAACCCGGAGCUUAUCAAAAAGCUGACAUGCACGGAUGCGAUCCGCUUCACCAAUCGGCAGAUGUGUGCGGAUCGAUUUCACGAUACGAUCGGGUACUACAAUCUGAUCAUGAUACGGGAACCGCACUGGAAGCAGCUGCGUGGUCUACUCUCACCGUCCGUAACGAGCGCCAAGCUGAAGCGAAUGCAACCGCUUAUCGCGCAGGUUGGUGCAGACAUGGUGGCCUCACUCGAUGCACUACCGGAAGUACGGGCUCGCGUGCGUGAGACGGAAUUUAAAGAGCUCUGUGCGCGCUUCACCACCGACGUGAUUGCGAGCACAUUCUUCGGCAUGCAGGCCAACUGUCUGAAGGACGAGAAUUCCGAGUUUCGUUACUACGGUCGAAAGAUCUUCGAUUACGGUCCGGCACGUGGUUUGACGAUGGCAUCGUUCUUCUUCGCACCGGAGCUGGUGCCUUACCUACGGUUGAAGCUUUUCCCACGCGAUACAGAAGCAUUCCUUAAGGCUAUCAUCGAGCAGGAGAUUGCAAGGCGUGAGAAAACUGGUGAAAGUCGGGGAGACUUUAUCGAUUCUAUGAUUGCGCUCAAAAAUAACAACGCCACACUGGGAGUUACGGAGAAGAUACCGAUCAAAGGUGAUAUACUUGUGGCACAGGCGGCAACGUUCUAUAUGGCCAGCUUUGAAACUACCUCCUCGGUGUUAUCGUUUGCUCUGUACGAAUUAAUAAGACAUCCAGAAAUUCAAUCCCAACUGAGAGAAGAAAUACGCCUCAUUAUCCGUAAAUAUGGGCAAGAUAUUCCCUAUGAAGCUUAUGCCAAUGAGAUGCCCUACCUUGGUACGGUUAUCUCGGAAACGGCUCGGCUUUAUCCAGUACUACCAUUCAUCGAGCGUAAGUGUACAUUGCCGGAAGGUAGCACCGGGUAUAAGCUAGAACCGUUCCACGACUACAUCAUUCCCAACCAUAUGCCAGUGUUGAUCCCCAUUUAUGCAAUCCAUCGCGAUCCAAAGUAUUUUCCCGACCCGGAACGGUUCGAUCCGGAACGAUUUUCCAAAGAAAACCUGGACCAAAUACAACCCUGCACCUACAUGCCGUUCGGUGUUGGGCCACGCACCUGCCUUGGAUCGCAUUUUGGGACGCUGCAAAUUAAAAUUGCGCUCGUGAAACUACUCGCCAAGUACCGCAUCGAUCGAUCGGCCUCCACGCCGGAAGUGUUAACUUACCGCAAGAAUGCGUUCACGCUCAACUCCAAUGAAGGUCUGUACGCGGAACUGGCGGAUGAUCCGCUGGGAAUGUGA
Anopheles moucheti is the source of this 1918-nucleotide messenger RNA. RefSeq names its product cytochrome P450 6g1-like. Gene Ontology annotation, molecular function: monooxygenase activity; heme binding; oxidoreductase activity, acting on paired donors, with incorporation or reduction of molecular oxygen. The transcript is spliced from 5 exons. The record is from RefSeq and is a predicted model, not a curated record. Lineage: Eukaryota; Metazoa; Arthropoda; Insecta; Diptera; Culicidae. Bases 359 to 1918 code for a protein of 519 amino acids.